This is a messenger RNA of Dryobates pubescens (Downy woodpecker), 966 nucleotides long. RefSeq names its product mas-related G-protein coupled receptor member X1-like. The coding region runs from base 1 to 966 and encodes 321 amino acids. Gene Ontology annotation, cellular component: membrane. Gene Ontology annotation, biological process: G protein-coupled receptor signaling pathway. The transcript has a single exon. The record is from RefSeq and is a predicted model, not a curated record. Gene Ontology annotation, molecular function: G protein-coupled receptor activity. Lineage: Eukaryota; Metazoa; Chordata; Aves; Piciformes; Picidae.
AUGAACAAGACCAUCACAGCAGAGGACACUCUGAGCAACACAGCUCCUGCACCUGCAGCUUCUCGGGAAUUUGAUUAUGAUCCAUGUAAAGAACCAAGUUAUGACAUCUUGAUUAUUUCAGUUGUCUGUACUUGCAUCUCUGUGUGUGGGCUUGUGGGCAAUGCGGCGGACCUGUGGCUCCUGGGCUUCCGCACGAAGCAGAAUCCCUUCACCGUCUAUGUGCUGAACCUGGCCGUCGCUGACUUCUCUCUACUCCUGGUUCUGCUCAUUAACAUUUCAUUGCACUUUAUUUCACCAGAAUAUUGUAUUUCCCAUUAUGUAUUUUUUUUGAUCAAUUCUAUCCUGUUUGUGCUCUUCCUAUUUUGCUAUUUUGCUGGCAUGUAUCUGCUGACAGCCAUGAGCGUGGAGCGCUGCCUGGCUGCUUUGUUCCCACUUUGGUACCGGUGCCACCGUCCCAAGCAUUUGUCAGGCAUCCUGUGUGGGCUGCUCUGGGCUCUUGCUGCACUUUUUGCUACUUUGCUGUUUACUUCAUGCUUUUUUGUUGAAAACUGUCACCAAAUAUUCUAUGUUUUAUGCAUUGUGAAUUUUGUUCUGUUCUCUUUCUUCCCAUUGCUUUCCAACCUGGCCCUGUUCAUCAAACUCCGAUGUGACUCCCAGAGACGACACCCAGGCAAACUCUAUGUUGCUGUCCUGCUCAGUGUCCUCUUCCUGUUCAUCUUUGGACUUCCUUUCAGUGUGGAGACUUUCCUUGCUGUUUUUUAUACACGAUUUUAUUAUAUUUCUUGUGUGCUGGCCUCACUGAACAGCUCCAUCAACCCAGUCCUCUACUUCCUGGUGGGCAGCUGCCAGCGCUGCCAGUUCCGAUGCUCCAUCAGAGCUGCCUUCCAAAGGCUGUUUGAAGAGGGAGCCACGAGUGAUGAGAAUAGCCAGGAACCUGGGGAUGCUAUGGUGCAGACCAGUGUCUGA